AUGACUGAGGCUAAAAUUAAAUCUGCAUAAGCUGAAGUAGAUGCUACUAUGCUCUUAAGAGAAACAUCAGAUAUUUUCUCUAGUUAAGCUGCUAUGUAAAUCAGAAUGCUAGAAAAACUCACUCAAAUUUCUAAAGGGGCUAUUAAAAAAGUUGUCAUGAUGGCUUUAUGA
Molecule: messenger RNA, 171 nt
Organism: Paramecium sonneborni
Lineage: Eukaryota; Ciliophora; Oligohymenophorea; Peniculida; Parameciidae
Source: the annotation of a GenBank genome assembly